Molecule: messenger RNA, 498 nt
Organism: Mesorhabditis belari
Lineage: Eukaryota; Metazoa; Nematoda; Chromadorea; Rhabditida; Rhabditidae
Source: the annotation of a GenBank genome assembly
AUGUUGGUAUUAGUGACUUUGACGAGUCGAAUUCUUGCCGCAGAAGAGCUUGAUUUCUUCCCGACACGAUGUGAGACUUGUGUUCUGAUGAGCAAAUUGUUUGAUGACUAUGUGAUGAAGAAUAAGCGUUCCGAAGCCUCGAUGAUCGAAGGAAUGGAGAAAGUCUGUCGAGACUUGGCUCAAUACCGUUUACACAAGGACAAAGAUGGUAUUGAUCGUUUCCAAAAGAACGAGUCGGAGACAAUGAAAAAUUUGAAAGAGUUGAGAGAACGGGGAGUGAAGGUUGAAUUGGGAAUGCCGGAUGAGCUUUGGGAUGUCCAAUCGGUGGAGAUUGCUGAGUUGAAGCGACUUUGCGAGACAAUUGUUGAGCAGUAUGAAGAUGCAAUCGAAACAUGGUAUUGGAAAAAAGGAUGGGAUUUUGAGGGCGGUGUUUGCAAGGAGCGAGUUCUUCGUGGCGGUGACAUCUCAUGUAUGGCUGAGCGUGUCGAAAACGAGUUA